Molecule: messenger RNA, 4160 nt
Organism: Callorhinchus milii (elephant shark)
Lineage: Eukaryota; Metazoa; Chordata; Chondrichthyes; Chimaeriformes; Callorhinchidae
Gene: esrp1
Product: epithelial splicing regulatory protein 1
Exons: 15
Coding region: 75-2210 (711 amino acids)
Biological process (GO): regulation of RNA splicing
Cellular component (GO): nucleoplasm; ribonucleoprotein complex
Molecular function (GO): mRNA binding
Source: RefSeq, a predicted model, not a curated record
GGGAGGGAGGGAGACAUUUAUUGGGAGUCGCUUUUUAGGGUUUAGUUCAGUUGCUGUCUCUUUUCCUGGGGAUCAUGACGGCGUCUCUCGACUACCUGGUGGCUUUAUUUGGGGUAACUACCGGGGCGCAUGGGAGGAGGCUGGGAUCUGAUGAGAAGGAGCUGGUGCUUUUGUUGUGGCAAGUGGUGGAUCUGACAAACAAAAAGGUGGGGAAAGUGCAUGAAGUGUUUAUCAAACCGAAUAACUUGGAACUAACAGAGCAAUGCACCGAAGAAACUGGGAUCACGAUGGAAAACCUGACUGCAGCAGAACCCUUAGAGGAAGUGCUCCAACAGUUUAAUCGAUCUCUGAGCAAUGAGCUGAACAUUGGAGUGGACACAUCAUUCUGUCUCUGUACAUUUGGGCAACUGCACAUCCGCCAAGUGCUUCAUCCCGAAGCCUGUAACAAGAAUGUCACGCUACCUGAAUGCUUCUAUUCCUUUUUUGAUCUACGAAAAGAGCUGAAGAAAUGCUGCCCAGGUUCCCCUGAUCUGCACAAACUCGAUCUCAGUGACAUUUCAAAACAUUUGAACCUUGAAGACAACGCAGAAAACAACAGAUUUGGUGUUUCAGAUAUUACAGCAACAAGCAACGUUAUAUUAGCAAUUAUUUCCGAACCUUACAAUCACAGGUUCACAGAUCCAGAAAGAAUAAAUCACAAAUUUGAAACUGGGACCUGCAGCAAAAUGGAGAUCAUUGAUGAUAACACAAUAGUCCGAGCUAGGGGCUUACCCUGGCAAUCAUCCGACCAAGAUGUUGCAAGAUUCUUCAGGGGCCUCAACAUAGCCAAGGGUGGUGCUGCUCUGUGCCUAAAUUCACAAGGAAGGCGGAAUGGGGAAGCACUUGUUAGAUUUGUUAAUGAAGAACACAGAGACCUCGCACUACAACGACACAAACAUCAUAUGGGGAACCGAUAUAUUGAGGUAUACAAAGCAACUGGGGAAGAUUUUCUAAAAAUUGCAGGAGGCACCUCCAAUGAAGUAGCUCAUUUCUUAUCCAAGGAGAAUCAAGUUAUUGUUCGCAUGCGCGGCCUUCCAUUCACAGCCACCACUGAGGAAGUCUUGACAUUCUUUGGCCCAAAAUGCCCAGUAACAGGUGGAAAAGAGGGAAUCUUAUUUGUCAAGUAUCCUGAUGGGAGGCCGACUGGUGAUGCCUUUGUAUCAUUUGCCUGUGAAGAGUAUGCACAAAAUGCACUCAAGAAACACAAGGAUAUGCUGGGAAAGCGCUACAUUGAACUGUUCAGGAGCACAGCAGCUGAGGUGCAGCAGGUUCUAAACAGGUACACCUCUGUGCCCCUCAUUCCCAUCGCCCCUGCCCCCAUCAUCCCUAUGCUACCUCAACCAUUUGUGUGUAAGACUAACAUGCGAGACUGCAUCCGUAUGCGAGGGCUGCCUUACGCCGCCAACAUUGAGGACAUUUUGCACUUCCUGGGAGAGUUUACCUGUGACAUCCGACCACAUGGCGUUCAUAUGGUGUUAAAUCAGCAGGGCCGGCCGUCAGGUGAUGCUUUUAUCCAGAUGAAGUCAACGGACCGAGCGUUCCUGACUUCACAGAGGUGUCACAAGAGAACGAUGAAGGACCGAUAUGUUGAGGUGUUCCAGUGUUCAGCUGAGGAAAUGAACUUUGUAUUAUUGGGUGGCACUUUAAAUCGAAAUGGCUUGUCCCCACCGCCAUGUAAGUUACCAUGUUUGUCGCCUCCAACCUAUACCACGUUUCCAACUCAAACAGCCGUGAUCUCAGCAGAAGCUGCAGCCCUCUAUCAACAGCCCGUGCUCCUCAGUCCCCGCGCUCUCCAGCCGUCGACUGCGUACUACCCAACAAGUGCUCAGCUCUACAUGAACUACUCUUCAUAUUACCCCAGCCCCCCUGGGUCUCCGACAAGCAUCAGCUACUUCCCUGCAUCGGCUGCUGCCUCCACUGUCCCUCCACAACUUGGCACCUUCGUCAGGAUGCAAGGGCUCGCUUACAACACAGGAGUCAAGGAAAUCCUUAAUUUUUUCCAAGGCUAUCAGAUUCCUCCUGAGUCUGUGCUGAUCAUGUGCAACUUAUAUGGACAGCCCAGUGGUGAUGCUUUUGUCAUGUUUCCAUCAUUGGAUGUGGCCAAACAAGCGAUCAUACAGAAGAACCGCCAACACAUUGGCAAUUGCGAUGUGAACCUUUACUUGUUGUGAAACAUGAUGUGCUGCUUAGAGUGGAAAGCACAGGUUGAAACCAUACUUACACACAAAUUAGAAUACUGUAACAAUGAAUGAAGUUUUUUUUAAAGGUAAACCUUUCUAACUGCAGAAUGAUGCCAUUUUUCACUAGCUCUUAGAAAAUAAGAAAACCUAGAUGUGUUAGCAGCAAGUAGCCAUUUUAUCUAAUUAGUACAAUCUAUAAUGUUCAACCUUUUACAUGAAUAUUAAAAGUUAGAUGUCAAUAUAUGUUGUCUAUAUACAGCCACUUCCUGGUCAAUCAUUCCCUCUAACACAAUCUAUACAAGGCUCUUCCCUGCUUAUCAUUCCCUGCAACACAACAUAUACAAAGCACUUCACGGUCAAAACCUAUACAAGGCUUUGCCCUGCCUAUCAUUCCUUGGAACACAACCCAUACAAGGUUUUGCCCUGCCAUUAGUUCCUGGAUUACAAUCGUACAAGGUUCUUCCUGCCAAUUGUUUCCUGUAAAAACAUAACCGAUAGAAGGUUCGUCACUGCCAAAUCAUUGCUGUAUUAGAACUUCCACAGGACUCUUCUGCCAAUCAUUCCCGUAAUGUAACCUCCACAGUGUUCCUUGCUUGUUAUAAUUGAUAUGAGUCACUUGUGUCCGUGCAACUUGUUACUGCAAUAGAAAACCAAUGCAUGUCAAUCAUUCCUGAAAAAACACUCCGGUAACAUACAAGAUUCUACCUACUAAUUAGGUGUCAGCCUGGCCCAGUUGGUAGCACUCUCACUUCUGAGUCAGAAGGUUGUGGGUUCAAGUCUAUGUUGGGACUUUGAACCCACAGAUAGAACUGUAUGUUGGAUGAGCACUGCAUUGUCGGGGUGUUAUUCUUCAAAUUAGACAUUAAAUCAAGGUGUUUGUUCAGGUGGACAUUAGAGUCCUCAGUUGUAAUCACAAGGGAGUUUCUCCUGGUGUCUUGGCUAACUAUCCUCCAGAUAAAAAUGUUAACUCUGCAAAGCCCUUUGAGAUGUUUUGAUGUAAUAAGGUGCCAUUGUCAAGGAUUACAAUCACUGCUAUAACACACUUACACAGAGCUCUACCUGCCAAUCACUGGUGCAAUCCAUCUAUCAUGGUUCCUUUCCUUCACCAAUGUUCGUGGAUAAGUGUUCAUUUUCCUGUUUGACAUUCAGAGAAUUGGACCUCAAGGCCCUGGCUCUAGCCUGGUUUUCUUUACCAUGUAUAAUAGGUGCAUCUGAGCAUUGCAUAAGAAAAAUCACAAAAAUAUAAAAUAAAAAUAUGUAAAGGAUGUUUACAAACAUAAGGUCAAGCCUAUUCUACAUGCUGCCGCUCCAAACCAAAAGAACAAUAUUGUGCAGAUGAUUAAAAGUGUUCUAGUGUGGUUUUGAUAUUUAGAGACCAUAGUGGUCAACAUUUUAUCUACUGAAGCCUGACAGGAAUACUGUUCCUAUUUACUUCAAUCUCUGGACAUCAGUAUAGUUGACUGGUCACUAAAAUGGUGGUCAAACUGGGAAGGCUAAAGACAUACAGUGGAAUAAGUAGAAUACAGAAAGUGUUAAAUUAAUUAAACUGAAUUAUUCUGUAUCUGAAAUGUUAUCUUAAACUGUGUAUUGCAUGCUUAGAUUGUAGAUUCAUAGAAUUCUUGUUUUUGCUGUUAAAUGCAGAAUUUCUGUUCACAUUAUUGGAAGUCAGAUAUUUCCACUUUAGUGUAUUUGAUUGUGGCAGAUAACUUGGAUAUAAAUUUUACUAAGAUUAAUGUCAAUAAGCACUAAAACGUAGAACGCCAUUUUAUUGGAAAGCAAUAGCUCAAGGAGUGCAAUACUUGAGAUUGGUUCUCUGUAUUAGAAUAUAAUAAUAAUCCUCAUUAUUGUAAUUCGCACAUUUCAAUUUUUUAAAGAUAAAUACUUAAAUACUGUAUAUGCAAACAAUUAUAUAUUUACCAGUACAUUUAUAUAUUAAAUUCA